Molecule: messenger RNA, 8952 nt
Organism: Aedes albopictus (Asian tiger mosquito)
Lineage: Eukaryota; Metazoa; Arthropoda; Insecta; Diptera; Culicidae
Product: unconventional myosin-Ib-like
Exons: 7
Coding region: 88-885 (265 amino acids)
Cellular component (GO): myosin complex
Molecular function (GO): cytoskeletal motor activity
Source: RefSeq, a predicted model, not a curated record
UCGAGCUCCAGAUUUCUACAUUUUGUUUAUUUCCUCUAGACCCGAGAGUUCCUUGUCACGCUCUUGCUACGACUGCCACAUGACAACAUGAGUCCUAUCUGUCACGAUUGGCCAACGGCGCCGACGUUUUUGACAGAAACCUCCCAGCUCCUGCGGAACAUCUUCCACCGGUGGCGAUGCUACAAAUAUCGGAAAUCAUUCGAUCAACCAGCGCGCAAUCGAAUGCGUGAAAAAGUCACUGCCAGCAUAAUAUUCAAGGAUAGGAAAAUCUCAUAUCCCCGAACGGUUGCGCAUCCCUUCCACGGUGAUUAUAUUCGGCUGAGGCAGAACGUGCAAUGGAAACGGGUCAGUUGCGAACACAACGAUCAGUAUGUUGUAUUUGCCGAUAUAAUCAACAAAAUUGCUCGAUCGAGUGGAAAGUUUAUACCAAUCCUGUUAGUAAUUUCAACGAACUCUAUGCUACUGUUGGACCAAAAAACUAUGCAAAUCAAAUAUCGGAUACCAGCGUCGGAGAUCUACCGGAUGUCGCUCAGUCCGUACUUUGAUGACAUUGCUGUAAUUCACAUCAGAGCAGAUAAUUACAGCUCGAGUAUGUCGGAUCGAUCGGAAUCGCCUACUGGUUGUUUGUUUCAGUCGGAAAUCGGCAAAAAGAAAGGUGACUUCGUGUUCCAAACGGCACACUCGAUCGAGAUUGUCACCAAGCUGUUCCUGGUGAUCCAGAAUGCGACGGCAAAAUCGCCCGAAAUAGUUAUUAGCACAGAGUUCGAGGCUAACUUUGGUCAACAGACAGUGGUUUUCACGUUCAAGUGUGGUGGUCUGGUGGACAACCCAUACAACCAGACCCGCGUCCAGCGCAAAGGAAACCGCAUGGAGGUGAUUGUGUAACAGAGGGCCUUACCGGAGGGCGCUACCGGUGCUACAGUAGGGAACGGGGAAUUGAUACAGCUCUUUGACUACGAUGACGAAGAUGGAAAUUUGGAAUUUGGCGUCCGAGGUUUGGAAUUCGACUAGAUGCGACGACGUGACGUUUAGCUGUGCAUUCCAUGUGGGGAAAUACAUUUGUUUGGUACGCCAGUUACCGAAGCAACAUUCGUGAUGAUCCUGUGCCAAUUUCAAGGCAUGCCAUAUUCAUGAAGUUAUAUUUGCUGUUUAGGAAUAAUAAUUUGAUUAAAACUAAUUUUUAUAAAAAAAAGCACAAUGACGAAUGCAUAUGGAUGGAUAUUGAGCUGAAUGUGAAGGCGACAUUCCAAGACAUUGAGCUACCAUAUACCAAAAGUUAACCGAUUUAUUCAGGACAUUCGGAAUCUGGACUUAUCAUGUAGUAUUUAAUUGACAUGUCAGAUAUGAAGUGAUGUGUCGCAUGAUAUGAUUCUUUUCAAAUUGUGAAAUAGUCCUGUGUCAAGCAGAAAUCACGUUUUACUCAAUAAUUUGAACUUUUCCUUUGCCUUACAAUGUAUUAAUCGUUUGUCAAUACAUGAGUUUAAAAAAAAACAAGCAAUUUACAUUUAGGUAAAAUUUAAGGUGGACUAAGCCGAUCAUGUCUCGGGUACUUGUGAGUGACCCUUACACUACAGUACAUGUUCGAUUGGAGCAAACACUUUAACAGCAAUGCUUUAUAACUGAAAGUACUAUAAGUGCAACAACAUUGCAAUACUUAUGUUCUGAUGAAAAACUAUCAACGCAAUUAUGGUUUUAUUUGGAUUUUGUUUGGCCUCUAAGUGAAUAUGGAUUAUAACACUUGAACCGCGACCAAAGUCAUAACAUUUCAUGGUACGUUCAGUGUUUCUUGAUAUGCAGUCUUCGUAAUUUAAGCUCAAAAAAAAAAUUGUGUCAUAGUCUUGCAUUCAAGUUUCACAAUUGUAUAUAUAUCUAUUAUACAUGUUUGUGAAACAGGUAGUGUAAAUAACGAAUGAAGUACAUAAGCGAUUUUUGUUUUAAAUAUUUUCGCCUGUUUGUCUGCGAUUGUUUACAAAAAAAAGAUUCAAUUAUGGAAACCUAUUAGCAAUUGAAAUGCAAACAAAACGUGGAAUUUAAUUAUAAAAUGGAUUUUAUAAAUCUAUAUAAGUUGACGAAAGAUUAAGAUCGACAUAUAUUCCAUGCAAUCAUAAUAUAAGCACUAUUAACAACAUACAAACAAGCAUUUUGAUCGGAUCGAACGUAAAGAUUCGAUCAAGGCCAAUACCAAAUUUUAAACUAAAACUUAUUUUUGAUAAUGAUUUUAUCGAUUACCUACUUUUGAAGGACCGUCAAGUGACGUUCGAUUGUAAAGUUUUUUAAAGUAAUUGCUCUAGUUUUGCACUUGUUCGAUGAUGAUCGAUUUUCCGUAUUUUAAGAUAAAGCGAAAAUCAAAACACAAACGGCACUAUCGGAAAACAGGCAGAUGCAGCUGUAAUUGAUCUGCGUUAAAGAAAACUAACAAAUAAUGUUGACUUCCUGUAUCUACUAAUUAUAACAUUAACACUGCAACCAUUAGGUAGUUGAAUUUGUCAAAAUAGCGAAAAAACAAAACGGUAAUAAACGAUACAAAUAAGUUGUAAGAACACACUUUCACUCAUUGUGAAAAAUGAAUAGGCCAAAUUAAUCUAAUUAAAUAGAGAGUAUGUACAACCAAAUUCAUAGGAUACUUAACGUCGCAGUUGUGAAUGAAACUGAUAAAAAACAGAAAACCUAAAGACGCUUACUACCGUGAAAGAUAUUCAUUACAAGAACUAAAAGAAGAUGACAAAGAAAAAAUAAUAAAAAAAUAUCGCAAAAUGAAAUACCAUAAAUUUGUAGAAAACCUAACUUUCAGGAUUUUAAUGAUAUAAGAUCCGGUAAAAAACAAAAAUAGAAACGCAAAAUCAAUUAUCCACUCAACAUACCUAAUGUAGAUAUGUACCGUUCAAAUCGUUUAGAAAUUCACCGAUUUUACGUUAGCAUAAAAAAUAGAAUACCUCAUUCACACGAUGUACAUAGAACCUUUAGAUGUCGUAAGUAGCAAAAGCAAUCGUCGGUUCCCAGCCCAUAGACCAUCUCACGGCGAAAGUGUCUCCCUUUCACUACUUAAGAAAAUUGGAAAACAAUAGGUCCCGUAGUUACAGUUAACUGUCAAAUUUGACAAAUGUUGGUCCUGUUGUUUUCUAAUUUUCUAUAGGAGAGAAAGAGAACGAUUUUUUUUUGAAACGUCAGUGUGCAUUGGAGUUUACCGUUUCAAUCCCUCAUUUUUUUUGUCCAUACAAGUACAGUUUCUGUGCACACGCCAUUUAUUUCAGCAGAAGUUUGUUCAAUAUUUGUUUUAUCAAUUUAUUUUAAUUUUAUUUCUUUAUUUUAUUUUGGUCAGGAAAGUAAUACAACAUAUAACUGUCAUGACUGACUGCUGGUUGCUUGCCGUUUUAAAAUAUUUUCUAGAAAUGUAUUUGGCAUUACAUAUAGGUACAUUUAUCUGAUAAAUACAAAAAAAAUGUGCCAAAAACUAACUUAGUGCAAAUUUCGGAAAUCGAUGGUCGAUCCAAGGCCCUGAGGGCGAAUUCUCACAUAUGUAUGCAAUUGUGUAUAACUAUUUGGUUACCAAUUCAUGAACUCUUGACAGUACACAGAAGAUACAGUAUUACUACACUACACAUGUAUGGAUUUUUUUUAUUAAACUUGGUCAUUUUAUUUCCGAGAUAUCUUACAAAGAGUACAUGGGAGCAAAGCUUGAGUCAUUUAAUAUCUGGACGCACUGUUCAAUUUACUGUAGCGCUCCUGAUGGUCGGGUGCAGCAAAUAUUGACAGCAGCACGGCAUACAAUGAGCCUUUUCAUUUGACGUCUUUUUUUAAGUUUCUCCCUUUUUGGCACAGACCUACUGGAUUUGACGUCUUAAAUCUGUUUAUUUUUCGGGUAUUUGACAGUUCUUCUAUGAAAAUGACUGUUCAGCGUUUGCGCCUUUGUUCGGCAGUUGUAAACAGUGGCAUACACGGACCUGUCAACUGAAAAGGCCUAUAUCACAAGGCAGGCUAGUUACCAAUGCAAACAUCAAUUUACAUGUUAACAUUCACAUUUGACGUCGUUCUAAUCGUUCUUCUACGAUGAUCAAACUAAUAUUUUCGUGACAAACAAGACCAGGAAUUCCAAAAUGUACACAGAAAAGUGUCUGGAAAAGCGAGUUCUUCCGUUCUGUAAAGUUAAGUUUUGGCCUGAUUUGGCAAGCUGCCACUAUAGCGAAGAAGUGCUACACUGCCCUCGGACGCAUAAAUGUCACAUGUUACAAUACAAACACAUGAGAAAAACGCAUUUGAAAUUUCAAAAUAAACUGUGGCUAUUGUCGCAUUUGAUUAAAUUUAUGUAACGCAAUUGAACUAUCGAAAUAUGUAUAAAAACAUAUUUUAACAAAAUAUUUCAAAAAUGCGUAUUAAAAUAUGACGUUUGACAUAAAAACCUCAAAAAUGUCUAAAUGUGACAUUUAUGCGUCUGACCACAGUAACAGUGGUAUCAAGACAACACGGUACAUUUUGUCAAAAAUAAAAUCUAUUCUCCAAAUUGCCAAUAUUGAAUAAUAUCGGGCAAUUGUCAAGCACAGGUUGGAGAAUAGUGCGAAGGUGGCUCAGGAUGCAACAGAAAUUCAAAGAUUGUGAAGUAAAUUGGUCGCUCAGUUUAAUUAGCAGACUGUCCAGGAUAUGAUGAGUGAUAUUCGGAGAAAAGCUCGAGGUUUGAUCGAAACCAAUUAAAAAUAUUUUUAAAGCAAUUGAUCUUUGAAAGUUUCAUAAAUAUCAUUGAUUUUGAGUGCAAGAUAUUCUUUCUCAAUAACAUAUUUCCGAGAUAGAUCCAUGCGUCCAGAUAUUAAACGGCUACAAUUUUAAUAUUAUUAAACAUUUUGAGAUAUACUUGACCGAAUAUAUCGACAUUGAUUUUUCAUAAAGGCCUAACUGUCUUAAUCGAUUUCUCUUCGUCGACUCCCUCUUUCGCUAAUAACGUGAUCAAAACAAACAAAAUCAUUAUUCUUUUUGUUUCUAUAGCAACAUGUAGUCAUCUUCUUCGCAUUUCAAUCAAAAAAUCUUUGGAAAACUCAAUACACAUUCCGUGAUAACACAAAGAGUGGAUCGAUGAAGAGAACUCGAAAUGUCAGUUAGGCCCCAAUGGAAAAACCAGUGUCGAUAUUUCAAAUAUAUUUCACAUUCCUCAUUCAUUUGUCAACUGUUUUAACCCUUUUUCCCACGACUGCAUAUAGUAGACGUUCGAUAACGGCAACAUGUUUACGUUUCAUUCAGCGAACACAAUUCUAUAACUGCAACGUCGGACAAAUGUCAACAACCCAUCAAUUGAUGUUGAAUGAACGUUAAAUUCAUUCAUCUCUUCAUUUGGGCUAUCAGGUAUCAGAAGGCCAGCUCCAGAGGCACGUUAUCCUCCAUCUGGGACAUUUGUGCCAUCGCCAUACAUAUAAGCCUAUUUCAUCAUUUACCUGGGGGAGCAUGGGACAAGGGAUGGGAAUUAGGAAAGGGAAAGGGAAAGGUGAUGAAACAGGAAGGAGUACCCUAGAAGAGGGAAUGAACACAUAAGCGCAACGAGAGCUCAUAGCCCAUACCAUAACGGGUUUAAUCAAUGCCCUGAAAAGGACACUGUAAAACGCAUAAGCGUAAAGAGUGCCUAUAGCUCAUUGGAGGUAGCUUGUGACGUCAUGUGACUCUCAAUAUGACAUUGAAAGGCACGGCAUCGACAACAUCCUCAAUAUUCAAGAAAUCACCCAAGCAAAAACUACGUUUGAGCGAAUACUUCCUUGAAAACGUAUACAACUUUUACUCCCAAAUUAGGAGGCAUGAGAGUUCACAUGAAUAGCCAUGGUAGCCAGACGAACAUCACAGAUGUGAUAAUCGAUAAUGCGUUUCAAGCAUUUCAGAAAGAACGAGGUAACCAGGAACACAACAUUUGAAUAAUCCCGCCCUUAUUUAGCCUCAAAUGAGACUUAAGAAGGGCAACUGAUUAUCUCGGAUAAACGCAAGGUCCACUGCACCAUUGCUCCGGUUAGCGCAGUAAGGGCGUAAUACUGUGGAGGACGUCCUAAUUCUCCACAGGCUCCGUUUGUGGUUAGGUUUUUAUUAGACCCCCCUAACCAUUCAUUCCUUGGCAAGGUAAGCAUAAAGCCGCAUAACACCAUGAAUUAGGGGUCACCUGUUUAGUGGACUAUUACCACUGGAUCAGGCGGUCCUUAGUGUUAUUUUUAGCCAGUUGAGACAACCGCUACCGACACUACACAGUUAUCUAGGCUGAUCGGGAAAAGAAGUUAAAAUUGAUGGUUAACUUCCAAGCGAGCUCGAGCAGCCCCAAAACCGUUAAAUUGAAUGACCGUUAAAUUCAUUCGUCUCUUCGUUUGGGCUAAUUUGGCGCACCGUUUUGACGGUUGGCGGUUUAACAGUAAUGUUUUUGUUACUGCAAGUCCUGUAAGUGCAACAAAUUUGCAGUUAUCGCACCGCCAAAAAUCAAAAUGGUGCGCCAGGUUAGCCCAAAUAAACAGUCGAAUGAAUUUUACGUUCACUAAACGUCAAUUGAUGGGUUGUUGACAUCUGUCACACGUUUCAGACAUCGAAUUUUGUUCGCCAAGAGAAACGUAAAUAUGUUGCAGUUAUCGAACGGCUGCUGUUGUGCCAAAAUGUAUUUGUCAGAAGUAGUCAAAAUAUGUUGGUCAGGCAAAUAAUAUAUAUGGCAACGAUGGAUUGACAUGUUCUUUAACAAGAACGAGACCUGAGAAAUUAGACGUGCGACAUUUUCAUUGUGCGCAACACUACACUCCAUACACACACGCGUGCUUACAUGCAGAGAAAUGCAUGGUAAACGUAAUUAAACGCUAGUUUAAAUUUACCGAUUUUUAAGGAAAACAAUCAAAAAUGUGGAUUCGAUAAGUUACGUUAGGAUUUCACUCGAGUUUUGUGAAUUUAGGUUUCUUUCAAAUUAAUAAUUUUAGGUUGUGUAAUGUGCAUAAAUUGUCUACAUGCAUACCCAGACACUACAAUCGAUCAUAAGCUGGUUGCAGUUUUAAGAAAAGUAAUGCAAUAUAAGGACUCAAAUACAUAACUUAUAGCGAUUAGCGAAGCCAGAAAGAAACGCAAUUUUUGUGCCAAUUUUUUACUACUAGAUUUUGCUAGUUUUAUUUGUGAAAUGUAUAAAAAAAACUAUGUAGUGUACUGUAUAGUUUACUAUUAAAUAGUUUAUAAAAGUUUUCGAGUAUACAGAAAGGAUAAAACAAAAAAGUACGCGAUAGUGGUAUAGUUAUCCAAUUAUAAUAGCGAAAGUAGAAAUCAAUUUAUUAAUAAAUAUUAUCGAAAAACGAAACCGCAUAAAGUCAUGUUGAGCCAUAUUAAAAAAAAUCACAAACAUGAAUGGAAAGACAACAAAGUUAACAAAAGCGACGGAGAAAUUGGAAGAAAACAAAAACAACACAUUUGAUAAAGAUGGUGUCGCAGCUGAACUCGCCAAGAUGGGCGCGAAAAAUUUGGAGAGUUGUGUGUACCGGGUUAUAGUCAGGAUCUAGGAAGUCGAAUCGAAUCGGGAGACUGAGAAAAAAAGGAUAUCUUCCCCAAUUGUCAAGCAAGAUGAUUAAUUGAAGUUUGCACUUUCAAGCGAUCAUUAUGCUGCCAGCAGUGUCAGAUCAUAUUCUGUCGCCUUUAAGACUGUACUCGAAAAAAAAAAAAGAAAUGCAACGCUAUAAUAUAAAUACAACACUAUUUUGCACUAUUUUUAUUUAUUUUUAUUUUUUUUUUGGGGUCUCCAGUUAGCCUAGUGGUUAAGGCUAUGGAUCGCCAAUCCGGAGACGGCGGGUUCGAUUCCCGUUCCGGUCGGGAAAAUUUUCUCGACUCCCUGGGCAUAGUGUAUCAUUGUACUUGCCUCACAAUAUACAAAUUCAUGCAAUGGCAGGCAAAGGAAGCCCUUCAAUUAAUAACUGUGGAAAUGCUCAAAGAACACUAAGUUGAAGCGAGGCAGGCCAAGUCCCUGUGGGGACGUAGAGCCAGAAAGAAGAAGAAGAAGACUAUUUUGCAUUGCGCUCACAAAACAGGCAGAUUUUUUUUACUAGGAGUAACAGGUGUAUCAUGAUAAAUCUAAUACCAUUAAAAAUUCAUCUUAAUCGGUUGAGUAUUGGUGGAGAUAUUGUUGAAACAAGUAAUUUUCCAUUUGAGAAUCUUAUGCAAGCAAUGAUUUAAAAAAUGUAUCUCUUCUACCUUUUUAACACUAGCGCCUAACAUACUUGUAUUUUGAUGAAAACCAGCUGUCCCCGGCAAACUUCAAAGACGUCAAAAGCAUAGCCCGGUUGGAAGCCAAAAUAAAAUACAUGGAAAAAACUUGAGUGUCUUAGCUAAGUUAACCAUACACGCUAAGAAAAAGUUACUUUAAAAUAAGUAAGAUUCACACAAAACUGAGCUAAACUGGAACAGCUCAAAAAAUGAGUAAAUUGCAUUUCCAGCGAUAGCGCUGGCCCAAGUGCAAAAAUCCAACUGGUUUAAGCCGUAUAAUAUUCUUCGCAUCAUCAAGAAUAUUAUACGGCUUAAACUGAUGAGAUUUUCGCACUUGGGCCAGCGCUAUCGCUGGAAAAAAAUUUUACUCAAUUUUGAGUUGUCCCACUUUAGCUCCAAAAUGAGUGAAUUUUCUGACCGUGUAAGGGGUCUUAACUAAGUAGACUCGAAGUACCCAGGUAGAAAUUCAUCUGAGUGGGUUGUCUUGCCUAUUGCGUUUUUUGACAUCCCAAGCCCAAGUCCCCGUUCAAAAUGCGUGCCAAAUGAAAAUUUUAAAUUUUCUUAUGUUUUCUGCCUCAUAAACCUUCCUUAGAUGAAAACUAAAAGAACAAAAAAGUUGAGUACACAUGUAAACAUACCAAUUGUGGACUACACAAUGUGUAGAAAAUUCUUCCAAUGUUAUAGAAUAGUUAUAUAUUUGAAUGUCUUGUAACAACAAUAUGAUUCAAAACUUGACUAAAACAUGUUAUUAUAAUGAUUUAACACUAUUUUUUU